AUGGCUGUCGAGGACACGAGUAAGCGGAUAGCAGAGGCGCAGGCGCUGGUCAAGUCGGAUGCCACCCAGGCCGAGCACAUGUACAAAGAGGUGCUGUCGACAGACCCCGGCACCAAUGAGACGGCCAUCAAGAACUACGAGAGCGCUUUGGUUGGCCUGGGCGAACUGUACCGCGACCAAAAGAGGGUGGAUGCUCUGGCUGAGUUGGUGAAGCAGGCGCGGUCAGUUCUGUCAUCGUUUGCAAAGGCAAAGACAUCGAAGCUAGUCCGACAAUUGCUCGACUUCUUCACACCCAUCCCCAACACCGUCGACGUCCAGAUCGCCGUCACAAAGUCAUGCAUAGAGUGGGCCGUCUCGGAGCGGAGAGGCUUCCUGCGGCAAAAUCUCGAGACCCGCCUGGUCUCGCUGUACAUGCAAAAGCAGUCGUACUACGAGGCUCUGGCCCUGAUCAACAGCUUGCUCAAGGAACUCAAGCGCCUGGAUGACAAGUUGGUCCUGGUCGAGGUGCAGCUGCUGGAAUCAAGAGUCUACCACGCAUUAGGCAACAUACCAAAGGGCCGCGCCGCCCUCACCUCUGCACGAACAUCGGCCGCAUCCGUCUACACACCACCCCUCCUGCAAGCCGGCCUGGACAUGCAGAGCGGCAUGCUCCACGCCGAAGACGGCGACUUCAACACGGCCUUUUCCUACUUCAUCGAAGCCAUGGAGGGCUACCACUCGCAGGACGAAGAACAAAAAGCCACCUCGGCCCUCCAAUACAUGCUCCUCUGCAAAAUCAUGCUCAACCUCGGCGACGACGUCUCCUCGCUCAUGACAUCCAAGCACGCCAUCAAGUACGCGGGCAAGCGGCUGGAAGCCAUGAAAGCCGUGGCCCGGGCCCACACCAACCGCAGCCUCGAAGAAUACGAAGCCGCACUGACGCAGUACCGCCAACAACUCGGCAGCGACCGCUUCAUCACCAGCCACCUCCGCCGCCUGUACGACAACAUGCUCGAGCAGAACCUCAUCAAGGUCAUCGAGCCCUUUAGCAGAGUCGAAAUCGCCCACGUCGCUAAAAUGGUCGGCCUCGAUACCGCGCAGGUCGAGCGCAAACUCUCUCAGAUGAUCCUUGACAAGGUCAUUAUUGGCGUGCUUGACCAGGGCGCCGGCUGUCUGAUUGUUUAUGAUGAGUCGGAGCGCGAUCAGGGCUAUGAUGCCGCCCUCGAGACGAUUGAGAAGCUGAGCAAUGUGGUGGAUGUGCUGUACACAAAUCAGGCCUCGUUGUUGGAAUGA
Molecule: messenger RNA, 1272 nt
Organism: Plenodomus lingam JN3
Lineage: Eukaryota; Fungi; Ascomycota; Dothideomycetes; Pleosporales; Leptosphaeriaceae
Biological process (GO): ubiquitin-dependent protein catabolic process
Cellular component (GO): proteasome regulatory particle, lid subcomplex
Molecular function (GO): protein binding; structural molecule activity
Source: RefSeq, a predicted model, not a curated record